Messenger RNA from Osmerus eperlanus (European smelt), 3222 nucleotides. RefSeq names its product tudor domain containing 5 (gene tdrd5). The record is from RefSeq and is a predicted model, not a curated record. The transcript has 18 exons. Bases 167 to 2920 code for a protein of 917 amino acids. NCBI's taxonomy places the organism in Eukaryota, Metazoa, Chordata, Actinopteri, Osmeriformes, Osmeridae.
CACUAAGUGAACCAGUUAUUGAAAGUGCACGUGCACCUGUUUUGGGGAUAUAAUGUUUAGAUUCAUUCACACUUAAACGUAAUGUAUAUAAACCUUACUGGAAAUUGAAUACCUAGUUUGAUCAUCUCUCCAAACGUGUUGACAGGAUUUGAAGUCGAUAGAAAGAAUGACCCAAGAACAGAUGCUCGCUGAGCUGAAGAAGGAUGUGCGCUCUCUCCUCAUGUCGGCUAAAAUGGGCCUAGCCCCCGACCAACUGAAACGGGAUUAUGCCAACAUGGUUGGCCAUCCACUUCCUCUGAGGUCCUUUGGGUUCCGCAACGUGCUGGAUAUGGUCAGGGAGAUGCCUGAUGUGGUUGCCUUGGACUACCUGGCAGAUGGCAGCUUGGUGUUAAAAGCUAUUUCAGACGACAGCACACGAGGCAUUGAAGAGCUGGUGGCCAGGCAACGCGUCGCCAAAGGCAAGACCUCCAACCGAAGGGGAGGCAUGGCCUUCUUCUCCCCCCGCUACCUCCACCGCGCUGGUCCCAUCACCCCCAUGGUGCUGCCCAGGCGGGGAUGGGCUCCACCGGCCCUCCCCGCCCAGCUCCGCACCCAGCUCCGCGUGCUGCUCUCCCAGGGGCCCAUCAGCCUGUCGGCGCUGGAGGUCUCCUUCGCCCGCUGCUUCGGACAGCCGCUGCGUGUCACCAACUACGGCUUCUACUCCGUCGCCGAGAUGCUGGGGGCGGCGGCGGACAUGGUGGCGGUCCAGCAGGGCCGGUCGGGCUCCGUGCUGAGCCUGAAGGGGCAGCCGCCGGUCACGUCCCGGGUCAGGACCCAGCCGGCGAGGACGCCUUCCCUGAAGCCUCCCAAGCCGGCCUUGACAAUUGAGGCGGUCGUGAGUCCAGCGGUGAAUUCGCAAGCUCCAGUGGAAAGCCCCAGGCCGCCGAGCACUCAGAACCAUGUGGCGUGUCUCUCCAAAGCCCCGCUCUCCAGAAGCCCCUGCCCAGGGGCCACAGAGAGGGGCCAGCACAGCCCAGGGGCCACAGAGAGGGGCCAGCACAGCCCAGGGGCCACAGAGAGGGGCCAGCACAUGGAGCCCACCGCACCUGAGCCCCAGCCUUCCUCUGAGGACCAGCUGUUCCAGAAAUGUAUCAUCAAGCUUGAGCAGGAAAUGCAGCAGUGCAUCCUGGAGAAUGGACAUGCAGGCACAGUCAGCUCAGAGCUGAAGACCAGGCUCCGACAGGUGGUCAGUCAGAACAGUGAAGGAAUAUCUGUACAUGAUCUCCCUUCAGAAUACAAGAGGGCGUUUGGGGAGGAGCUACCCGUGAUACAGAGUGGCUUUCUGAGCGUGACGGAGAUGGCGGGCGCUCUGAACGACACGCUCCACCUCAGACCCGUGAAGGAGGGCGAGGGUGUCCGCUGGAUGGUCGCGGACAUCAAACACGUCAGCCAAUCCCAGCCAGAGCCCAGCGGUCCUGGUGGAGAUGAGAGUGGGGAGGGCCUCAACCCGUCCAGAGCAGGGUACUACCUCAGCUCCAAGGAGUCCCCCUGGGAAGGCCCACAGAGUGACCCUGUUGCCGAGGACGAUGACCCCCCAGGGUGUGACGAGGCGCUUGGCAUCACCAACAAGACCUACCACCAGAUGGCAGAUCCGUACCCCACCAUGCGGGUGAUCACGGGUGGCGAGGCGCUGGUGCCCCCCGACGCCCUUCGCGGGCAGCGCUUGCGGGCGCCCACCCGCAGAAGCCCCCGGGCCCUGGUGCCCGUGCUGGUGGAGUGGGUGGAGUCGCCCAGCCACUUCUACCUGCGCUUCGACGAGAACCAGGAGACCCGCGCCCUGGAGAACAUGAUGAUGGAGAUGAGGAGCUGCUACACCUGUCCCAAGGUGUCGGAGCGCUACCACCUCCCCCCGCGCUACGUACGGCGGGGCCAGGCGUGCUGCGUGGCGCCCAGGGACAUGUGGUUCUACCGCGUGGUCAUCCACCGCGUGCUCAGCGACACCCAGGUCGAGGUCUACUACGUGGACUUUGGAGACCUCACCAGCGUGGACCGGGCCAGCCUCAAGUUCCUCAAGUCUUGUUAUUCUGAGCUCCCAGCACAAGCAGUCCCCUCGUGUCUAGUUGGAGUCAAGCCUAUCAGAGCCGAGUGGAGCGCCGAGGCCACCGGCUCCUUCCAGAAGCUGUGCUGUGAGCGCACCCUGGUGGCCGCCCUCCACAGCUACCAGCGGGACGUCCUGCAGCUGUUCCUGUGCGACACGCACACGGAGGAGGACGUGUACGCGCACAGCGCCCUGCAGGACCAGGGCCACGGCCUCCACUGCAGCUCCGCCGCCAGCGCCGCGCACUGUGGCCAGUUGAACCCUGUGACCCUGUACCUCGGGGAGGGCGUGUUUGAUGAAGGGAUGGAGAUAGAGGACGAGCCGGGCCCAGCAGAGCCCAGCCUCGACAGCCCCACAACUCUACAACCCAGCCCCUCUCCCUCCCCACCGCUGAAGGCUCCUUAUCCUGACCUUGACGACCUUCCAGAACUGGAGGUCUUCAAGGAACUGAACUCCCAGGUCCAGGAUCACAAGCUGGACCAGUUUGAGGUGCUGAGGAGGGAGGAGCCAGUCCUGUGCUGCAGCGUCUGGGACCAGGCCUGGACACCGGACCCUGAUCCCAGAGAGCCCAAGACGGAACCUAGUUACCAUAGAGACGCAGCCGAGCUGAGCCCGGCCCUUGUGGCGCCCCCCCAGCCCUCCAGCCUCCCAGCCCCCCAGCCCUCCAGCCUCCCAGCUCCCCAGCCCUCCAGCCUCCCAGCCCCCCAGCCCUCCAGCAUCAGGACUCUCAGCCUCCACACCCCUGAACUGAUGGAGUCUCAGAGCUGCUAUUACGGUCUGCCUUUCACUCCUGUCCGCUCGCCCACCAAGUUUAUCUUCCCUCUGUUUGGGAGACUAGGCUAGUCUGUGCCACGCCAUGAGACCUGCUCGGGAAGCUGGGAAGCUUGUGUGUUUCCGAAUGGUCGGAAACUUGUAGAACUGAUUGUAUUUCAUAUGUGUUUGUGUUAAUUGUUCAGUGGUUUGAGAAGAAACCUUUUUUUUUCGAAUUGUACGUUCAGAAACAACUAAGAAAAUGACAGCCGUUGAUUUUAUUUUUUUUACACAUCUCAUUGUAUCCCUUCAGCUGUGAAGUCCCUUAACUUUCUGAGAACUGUUUUGUUUUGCUUAUUUUGUAAACAUGAGAAUCGUCUUCAUUUUACAACCUC